Messenger RNA from Schistosoma mattheei, 345 nucleotides. Lineage: Eukaryota; Metazoa; Platyhelminthes; Trematoda; Strigeidida; Schistosomatidae. The record is from the annotation of a GenBank genome assembly.
AUGAAAAAGUCUACAGAAAUCUCAGUUUUAGCAUCUGGAGCGUACUGUCAUCAUGCUGGAGAAUGGAAAUCAACUUCCGAGUUCAACUCAUGUGAUUACUCUGUUUUUGCAGAUUUGCACCGUUCACUAUUCUCACGUGAUUCUCCAGAGUUUUAUUGUCUCGUCGGGUUCCUACAAGAAGAACACUUAAACAUUGCACCACUGUCCAUAGGAUCGAAAGGUUCGUGGUUUUCUAUCGCAACACCUGAAUCCAUCACUGGAAUUGAAAAGAACCACUGGAAUAGCGUAUCUGUUAAUAUAUCUGGUGUUCAAGUAGUUUCGGAUGCUCAUAAUGUACAUCAUUAA